Gracilinanus agilis (Agile Gracile Mouse Opossum) is the source of this 345-nucleotide messenger RNA. RefSeq names its product cytochrome b-c1 complex subunit 7-like. The record is from RefSeq and is a predicted model, not a curated record. NCBI's taxonomy places the organism in Eukaryota, Metazoa, Chordata, Mammalia, Didelphimorphia, Didelphidae. Gene Ontology annotation, biological process: mitochondrial electron transport, ubiquinol to cytochrome c. Bases 1 to 336 code for a protein of 111 amino acids. The transcript has a single exon.
AUGGUGAUGUGGGCAUCUGCUGUAGCAUCGAGCCAGUGGCUCAAGAGUCUCCGAAAAUGGUAUUACAAUGCUGCAGGAUUCAACAGACUUGGAUUAAUGCGUGAUGACACACUUUAUGAAGAUGAAGAUGUUAAAGAGGCCAUAAGGAGGCUUCCAGAGAAUCUGUAUAAUGAUCGAAUGUUUCGUAUCAAGAGAGCUCUGGACCUGUCCAUGAGGCAGCAGAUCUUGCCUAAAAACCAGUGGACUAAAUAUGAAGAGGACAAAUUAUACCUUCAACCAUAUUUGAAGAAGGUUAUACGUGAAAGAAAAGAGAGAGAAGAAUGGAACAAGAAGUAAUCAUGUCAA